AUGCCCGGCCGCCGGAGCGCACUUGUUGCUGGUCUGCUGGAACAGAGCAAAGUAGCGAGCACCAGCUUACGUGUACCGUUGGGGCCAAACACGGGCAAGCUCAUACAGCGGCAAGAAAAAGCCACCCAGAGGCUCGCCAGCUUCUACCACGGGCCAUCGCCAGGGGGGAAAGAGCUGGUCCAGAGUAGACAAUACUCGGUGUCGUCUGCGGCUCUUGCGGGCGAGCCACCGUCACGACUACCUCGCGGCCAGGCAGACGCUGUUGCAAGCGUGGCUUCAGAGGCGGUGGAGCAGCCCGUUGGAGCGCCCCAUGGCCGGAAACAGGGAUAG
Molecule: messenger RNA, 330 nt
Organism: Trichoderma asperellum CBS 433.97
Lineage: Eukaryota; Fungi; Ascomycota; Sordariomycetes; Hypocreales; Hypocreaceae
Source: RefSeq, a predicted model, not a curated record